AUGCCACAUCUAUUGACACGCCACUUAUAUAACACGGCAAAUGCCAUAUCUAGGCACACUCCCCUUAGCUUUAUGCGCGCGACAGUCGGGCUUGUCGCGCUCCUGGCGCUGCAUGGCGCGGGCCUCUUCCUCUUCACGAGCGGCUUCUUCCUCACGCGCUACGAAGUCAAGGACGCGAGCGCGUGCGACCCGCCGGGUCCUUCGCACCUCCGGCGGUCGGCUGCGUCGCCCGGCUGCUGGUACGACCAAAAGUUCAAGCGCGUUGUCUACGUCGUCAUCGACGCGCUUCGGUACGACUUUAUGCACCGCGCGCCGAAGGACGAGGUGCUGGCGAAAGACAGCAUUGGCGGGCGCUUCUUCCUCAACCACCUUCCGCACGUCCACGCGGUAUUGGCAGCGCAGCCCUCGCACAGCCUCCUGUACCGCUUCGUGGCCGACGCGCCGACGAUGACCAUGCAGCGGCUUAAGGGCUUGACGACGGGGACGCUCCCGACGUUUCUCGACAUCAAAGACAACAUGCAGAGCACCGAGAUCGUCGAGGACAGCUGGGUGCAGCAGCUCGUGCUGCUCAACAAGAGCAUCGUCUUUAUGGGCGAUAACACGUGGGAUGCGCUCUACGGCGGCAAGUUUACGCGCAACUACUCGUACGACUCGUUCAACGUCAAGGACCUCCACACCGUCGACAACGGCGUGCUCGCCCACAUCUUUGACGAGCUCGCGUUGCCCGACUGGGACGUCCUCAUCGCCCACUUCCUCGGCGUUGACCACGUCGGGCAUACGUACGGGCCCAGCUCGCCAUAUAUGGAGACGAAACUCGACCAAAUGGACGCCUUCCUCGAGACGCUCUUGGCGACCGUCGAGGACGAUACGCUCGUCGUUGUACUUGGCGACCAUGGCAUGUCGGAAGAGGGCAAUCACGGCGGCGCGACCGACGACGAGACCGGCGCCGCGCUCUUUCUGUACAGCAAGACGCCGCUGCACCACGCGAUCGCGACGCCCGACGGCGGCACGCUCUCGCUCUUCAACCACGUGGUCGGCCGCCGCAGCAACGAGUUUACUGUCGCCCAGGUCGACUUGGUGCCGACGCUGUCGCUUUUGCUUGGGCUGCCAAUUCCGUUUGGGAACCUCGGCGCUGUGAUCCCGCACGUCUUUUUCACGUCCCCCGCCAUGGACAUUGACGAGUGCUUUCGCCGGCUCAACGAAGCGAUGACCGUCAACGUGGCGCAGAUACGCCACUACUUUAUGGCCACGAGCACGAUUCGCAUGGAUUUGCCCGCGAUGCUGUCGCUCGAAGCCACGUACGCGGCGCUCCACGAGCCACAGCUGAGCCCCCGCGCGCGCUACGACCUCCUCCACGCGUACCUCCGCGACGCCCUGGACCUGAGCCGGGCCAUGUACACGCAGUUUGACUUUGUCGCGAUGGGCUGGGGCGUCCUCGUCCUCCUCUGUGGCACGCUCUUGUCGAUCGCUCUCUGCGUGCCCGACGACGCGCUCUCGUUUGCUCCAAGUCCUCAUCUUCUCGUCGGGCCAAGCGUCGGUGCGCUUCUCGGGCACCUCUGGCCCUGGGCGCUCGUGCCGCACGCGGUCGUCCCUGCCGCGCCGCUGCCCCGCACCGCCCUCUGCGCGUCGCUCGGGCUGGUUGCGGCUCUUGCCCGCAGCGCUAUAUGGCGCCGUCCCAAGCACUUUGGCGUCUCCCGCGCCAACAUCACAUGCCUCUUCUUUGGCCUCUGCCACCUCCUCGCGCUCUUCUCCAACAGCUACCUUGUUGUGCAGGACAAGGUCGUCGGCUUCCUUGCGUCGUCCGCGCUCGUCGUGCUCGGCCUCGACGUGCUGCAGGGGCCGCGCUCGAGUCAGUGGCGUUUUGCGCUCCUCUGCGUCGUUCACCGCGUCAGCGUCGGCCUCUCGCGGCCCAACAUUGUGUUUUCAACGACGUCGCUUCUCGGGACGUGGCUGCCGCUCAGUGGCCUCGCCAUUGACAGCGUCAUGCGAUAUGGCCGUCACUAUGGUCUGCUCUGGCUUCUCGUUGGGCUCUACUGGCUGGAGCUGAGCCCGCUCUUGCUGCCACGCUUGGUCUACGCCGGCUGCCUCGUCUCCGGUGCGCUCCACGCGUCCGUCCCGUCGCUCCUCAUCGUGCUGACGCUGCUUCUCGGGCCCACGGCGCCGGCUGCGAUUGGCUGCUUCGUGGUUGAAGCUCGGCUGCUCGCCGGCCUGGACCUGCCGCCGACGCUGCGCCGCCGCCUCCUCUCGGCCUUGCUCGUGUACCACUUCUACUUUGCGACCGGCCACCACAACGGCUUUAGCAGUCUCCAGAACGCAGCGGCGUUUGUGGGGUUCGAGGACUUUGCGUUCUUCCGGUCCGGGCUGCUGCUGUUUCUCAAUACGUUUGGGAGCUUCCUCGUCGGGCUCCCGCUGCUGGCAACGACAGCGCUCGACAGGCGCGUCAUAUUGGCUCUCUUCAGCCUCGCAGCGACGUGCACGACGAUCUUUGUCGGCUGCAUGCGUCGCCACCUCUUUGUCUGGGCCAUCUUUGCGCCCAAGUACAUCUUUGAUGGCGCGACGCUGCUCGUGGUCAAUGCGAUCGCUGCGUUCGUUUAG
Molecule: messenger RNA, 2595 nt
Organism: Saprolegnia diclina VS20
Lineage: Eukaryota; Oomycota; Saprolegniomycetes; Saprolegniales; Saprolegniaceae
Exons: 6
Coding region: 1-2595 (864 amino acids)
Biological process (GO): GPI anchor biosynthetic process
Cellular component (GO): endoplasmic reticulum membrane
Molecular function (GO): mannose-ethanolamine phosphotransferase activity
Source: RefSeq, a predicted model, not a curated record